GGCGGGGCGGGGCGGGGCGCGGAGCGGAGGGGGGGCACGGCGGGGAGGAGGGAGCCCCAGCGCGAGACGCAGCCAGCGCGAGGCCCCGGCGGCGCGAGGCGGCGGCGUGGCCCUCCCUCAGCUUAGCUCAGCUGCAUGAAAUAUGGGAGACGACAGGCCGUUUGUGUGCAAUGCCCCCGGCUGUGGACAGAGGUUUACAAACGAGGACCACCUGGCGGUUCAUAAACACAAGCAUGAGAUGACAUUGAAAUUCGGCCCCGCUCGAACCGACUCAGUCAUCAUAGCAGAUCAGACGCCGACCCCGACUCGCUUCCUGAAGAACUGCGAAGAAGUGGGACUCUUCAACGAGCUGGCCAGCUCCUUUGAGCACGAGUUCAAGAAAGCCGCUGAGGAUGACGAGAAAAAGAGCGCCGGAGCCCUGGACAUGUCGCUGCCUUCGACUCCGGACAUCAAAAUAAAGGAGGAAGAGCCGGUCGAGGUGGACUCGUCGCCUCCGGACAGCCCUGGCUCUAACCCGCAGUCGCCCCAGAACAAGGAGAAGGAGAUCACCUCAAAGCCCGUAAUCAUUUCUACGCCCACCCCGACCAUCGUGCGUCCCGGCUCGCUGCCGCUGCACUUAGGGUACGACCCGCUGCACCCAACGCUGCCUUCCCCGACCUCCGUCAUCACCCAGGCGCCACCUUCCAACAGACAGCUGGGGUCUCCCACAGGUUCCCUUCCACUCGUCGUGCAGCUUGCAAAUGGACAGACCAUGCCUGUCCUCCCAGGCCCUCCCGUACAGAUGCCUUCUGUUAUAUCGCUGGCUCGGCCGAUGUCCAUGGUGCCCAACAUUCCCGGUAUUCCUGGGCCACCCAUCAACAGCAGCGGGUCCAUUUCGCCGUCAGGCCUUCCAGUGCACUCAGAAGCCAAAAUGAGGCUGAAGGCCAGCUUGACGCAUCAGACGUCUUCCUCGCUGAAUGGCAGCAACCUGGUGGUGGGCUCAGCCAGCACGAUGGUGACGGCACGUCCGGAGCAGAGUCAGAUACUUGUCCAGCACCCUGACGCCCCUUCCCCAGCUCAGCCACAGGUUUCCCCUGCCCAGCCCACACCCAGCACCGGCGGGCGGCGGAGACGCACAGUCGACGAAGACCCCGACGAGCGCCGGCAGCGGUUCCUGGAGCGGAACCGGGCCGCGGCCUCCCGAUGCCGUCAGAAACGCAAGCUCUGGGUGUCUUCCCUGGAGAAGAAAGCCGAGGAGCUCACGACCCAAAACAUCCAGCUGAGCAAUGAAGUUACGCUACUGAGGAACGAGGUUGCUCAGCUCAAGCAGCUCCUCCUGGCUCACAAGGACUGUCCCGUCACUGCACUACAGAAGAAAACACAGGGCUAUCUCGCAGAAAGCCCGAAGGAGAGCUCGGAGCCCACCGGCUCCCCGGCCGCCGUCAUCCAGCACAGCUCGGCGACGGCCUCCCCCAACGGGCUCAGCGUGCGCUCGGCGGCCGAGGCGGUCGCCACGUCGGUCCUCACGCAGAUGGCGAGCCAAAGGACAGAACUGGCCAUGCCGCUGCAGCCGCACGUCAUCAUGGCCCCACAGUCGCAGUCGGCGGGCAGAUGAUGCCGCGGCCGCGCCGGUGACCCCGAACUGAGCGCCAGCUCGCAGCCGGAGAGACUCACCCGAAGCCCCUGACGAGCGGGGGCGGAUGGGGGUUUUUUUUUUUCCUUUUUUUUUUUUUUUUAAAGUGAGUUAAGGGCAGCUAUGGCGCUUCUUACACUGCGUAUCCUAGACAGAGCCCGGCCCCGAGCCGCUGCCGCGCCGUCGCCCGUCCCCGCGGGACGGCGGCAGCCCGAGCGCUUUCUCCAUCCCUUAGCCGCCGCCCCGCCGAGCCCGGCUCCGAAAGCACCUUGAACGCUUCACCGCAGGUACCGGUCACGUCAACACUAAACCUCCGUGCGUGGUGGUUCCCCGCGGUGCUUUCACUCUUCCCAGGUCCCCCCCUUCCUCCCCCUGCGCUCUCGGCGAAGGAAAAACGCAGCUCUUGGGAGGCUGUGACAUUUAGUCGUGCUGUCGAUGUAUUUUAUUUUUAACAGCGUGCUGCUUCCAGGCAUCUGCUCCCCGCACCGCUCUAGCUACGCGACGCCGCGCCGUCGCCCGCGCGUCCUCCUCCAGCUCGGGGUUGCGGGGAUCGAGGCCGGUCUCGUCGCAGGAGCGGCCCCGGUGCCGGCGGCGGUUUUGGAGCGAAUCCCGCUCGCGGCGGCGGUAGGGAGAGGGGGAAGCGGGGCGGGGGGCCGCGUGCUCCCGCUCGCUUGUGCAUAGUCACGCGGUGGUCUCCGAACGGGACGCUGUAGCUGCUCCGGCGGAAGGGUACCGUCGGCUCCAGCAGUGCGGGGGCUGCCGUCAGUCUUCCUUACAGUCGAGCGGUGCUGAACGGUGUCUGCUGGGAGAUGCGCGGCGGUGGCAGCCGGCCCCGCGGGCGGCGGUAAUUCCCGCGAUUCGGCAUCUAUCAACCACCGCACGUUGUAGCCAACAAACCCCUCCGUUUCCAAGGAUCGUCUCCUGUACGCAAAACCUCGAUGACCUUAAAAGUGGUGGCCUUAAAUCACGAGUCGUUGCCUGUUCGAGGGGAGGGAGCGCAAAACAGUGUUUCUACUUGCCCGGCCUUUUGCCUCUUCCUCGCUGUUGUCUUCUGCUCGUGGCGAUGGAGCAGCUGCUGCUUCCGAGCCGGAGCAAAUGAAGGAUUCGCAGAGCUUCCAGUUCGUAGGGUAGGUUAAACCCAGCCGGGACGUUGCAGGGCGCUUGGAGUCGCGUCCGCUUCCUCGCCGAGCGGCUGGGGCGACGUCCGCGAUCGCAGUUUGCGUUUUGGAGGAGAGGAGCGAUGCCCUUAAACCGAACCGGGUCCAAGCCCGCGACGCUCCCGGCGCUCUCGUCUUCCUCUGCUCCUCCGGAGCCUCCCCGCGCCGUCGCCCACCUCAGGUUGCACUCGCCACUUUGGAUGCACGUCCGAGCGCCUCGUCCGGCGUCCCCGGGCCUGGAGGACUUCCAGGGACAGCACAGCCCCAAGCGAAACCUCGGCGAGGAGCCGAAGCAAAACGUCGGGCGUUUGGUUGCGCUGCGGGCGAAGCGCACGGGGGACGCGGGGCCGUGUCGGCGGUGCAGGAUCUGGCUCUGCUCCGUCUCGGAGACGCUGCCGGCUGCGAGCUGAGGAGCUGCAAUACCGUUGCGACCGCUUGCAAGAAGCGGAGAAAUCCCAUUUUUAUCCGAGCGCCGAGGCCGGGCUGGGAAAACGCUCCCGUGGGCCUGCGAGCAUCUUUCUUCCUUCGGGAAAGAGCAGUUUUAGCUUCCCCUGCGCCGUUUCCGCGUCCCCCCUCUGCGUGCGGCGCUCGGUGCCUCGGGCGGACGCUGGGGAGAGACGUGAAAACGCGGCGGCAAGCCAGGAACCAGCGUCGCGUUCGCCGGUACCUUCAUUUUUUUUAUAAUUCACGCGAUUUCAGGUUCGGCGCGUCCCCUUCGGGCGCGAUGCAGCUAACGGCGACGCUUGGCACCGCUUUCCGCGGGCGCCUGAGCAAUUCCCGGCUCGCGGCGUAACACGGGCUCGACUGCGCUUUGCAAUUUUGGGCAAUUAAACCCCUCCGGGGAUCCGAAAGCUCCCGGCGGAGCUGCUUUUGAAGCCAAAAAAAAGGGAGAAACCUGCCGGAGCCGGGGCGGCCGGGCGGCCGCAGCCGGAGGGAGACGCUGGGCUCCGAGUGCCUGAUCCGGGGCCGGUUUCGGACGCGGGGCGGGAGAGGAGGGCGCCGGGCCGGCGGCCUCCCCGGAGGUGGUUUAUCCGCCCGGCGGCUCCGGUUUGGGGGACAGCGAGGGGGUUUUGGGGCCCCCCCCCAAAACCCUCCCCCCAAAACCCCGCUUAACCCCAGGGCGUAGUAGCUAUCCCCGAAAUACGUAUCUACGAGUAUAUACAGCCCUAUAUAGACAUAUAUCGAGGUGCCCGGCGGCCGCGCGGCUGCCCAGGCCCGGCCCCGGCCCCGGCGGUGCCGCUGCGAGCGGGUCCUCGCAGGCGCCGCGGGGGCCCCGGUGUCCCCCCCCCCCCCCCAAAUGUAAGGUGCCUUUUAUUUAUGCUGCAACUGUAACAUUAAAGGAUUCACGCGGA
This is a messenger RNA of Dromaius novaehollandiae (emu), 4121 nucleotides long. RefSeq names its product cyclic AMP-dependent transcription factor ATF-7. Bases 143 to 1594 code for a protein of 483 amino acids. The transcript is spliced from 12 exons. Lineage: Eukaryota; Metazoa; Chordata; Aves; Casuariiformes; Dromaiidae. Gene Ontology annotation, biological process: regulation of transcription by RNA polymerase II. The record is from RefSeq and is a predicted model, not a curated record. Gene Ontology annotation, molecular function: DNA-binding transcription factor activity, RNA polymerase II-specific; cAMP response element binding.